Molecule: messenger RNA, 1028 nt
Organism: Humulus lupulus (European hop)
Lineage: Eukaryota; Viridiplantae; Streptophyta; Magnoliopsida; Rosales; Cannabaceae
Product: bidirectional sugar transporter SWEET4-like
Exons: 5
Coding region: 136-933 (265 amino acids)
Biological process (GO): carbohydrate transport
Cellular component (GO): membrane
Molecular function (GO): sugar transmembrane transporter activity
Source: RefSeq, a predicted model, not a curated record
UAUUAUAUCGAAAAGUAAAAGCAAAAUUUUGAGACAUCUAGACCUAAACUACUAUAUAUAUAUACAUAUAUUAACCUCUCUUUUAUUCUCAUUGUCUUUAAGUACUGCUAGGAUCUCUUCAUAUCUCAAGUCACAAUGAUUUCUGAUGAAGCUCUUCGAACUGUUGUUGGUAUAAUAGGAAACAUCAUAUGCCUUUUAUUCUUUUUAUCACCAGUGCCAACAUUUAUAAGAAUAUGGAAAAAAGGGGCAGUGGAGGACUACUCAGCAAUGCCAUACCUAGCAACCCUAAUGAGCUGCAUGGUGUGGAGUCUCUACGGGCUGCCUAUAGUGCACCCCGGCAGCACCUUGGUGUUCACCAUCAGUGCCUCCGGGGUUGUGAUCGAGGCGAUCUUAGUCAUCGUCUUCUUGAUCUUUUCUGACAAGAAAAAGAGGCUCAAACUUGUUCUAUUGCUCUUUCUUGAGCUCUUAAUCGUAGCUCUUCUUGCUACUUUGUCUCUCACCUUAGCUCACUCCUACAAGAAGAGGUCCUUGGUUGUUGGUCUCGUCGGUGUUUUCGUUAGCAUCGUCAUGUACUCUUCGCCUUUGUCUAUCAUGAAGCUGGUGAUCUCAACAAAAAGCGUGGAGUUUAUGCCAUUUUCACUGUCACUUGCUUCAUUCAUGAACUGCCUCGUUUGGUCCACUUAUGCUCUUAUUCGCUUUGAUCCUUUCGUAUUUGUACCAAAUGGACUAGGCAUACUAUUUGGAGUGGCUCAGCUGAUCCUUUAUGCUGUAUACUACAAGUCAACAAAGAAAAUUAUGGCAGAGAGGAAGGGCAAAGAAGUAAAUUUGUCUGAUGUAAUUGUAGUUUCUGUUGUAGCUGAAGAAGUUCAACCCAAGAAAACUGUCAUUGCUCCUCAGAAUGGCCAUGAUGAUUCUACUAAGGAUCAACCAUAACACAUGAUCAAUUUUCCACUGUCUGAUUCUUAUAUUAUAAUGAACUAGAUCGAUCCCACUAUUUGGAGUUGGGUUGAUAUAGUUUGAAUACACAA